Erigeron canadensis is the source of this 1480-nucleotide messenger RNA. RefSeq names its product WAT1-related protein At1g43650. Bases 15 to 1100 code for a protein of 361 amino acids. The record is from RefSeq and is a predicted model, not a curated record. Gene Ontology annotation, molecular function: transmembrane transporter activity. Gene Ontology annotation, cellular component: plasma membrane. NCBI's taxonomy places the organism in Eukaryota, Viridiplantae, Streptophyta, Magnoliopsida, Asterales, Asteraceae. The transcript has 7 exons.
AUUCAUACAAAACCAUGAUAAUUUCAAAUAGACUAGUGAUGGCUUAUGAGAGCAAAAAACCAUACAUAGCAAUGAUACUAGUUCAAUCAAUCUAUGCAGGCAUGGCUUUAUUAUCUAAAGCAUCCAUUUCUUCAGGAAUGAAUCCUUCUAUAUUCGUUGUUUAUCGUCAAGCCUUUGCAACCCUAGCAUUAGCCCCAAUCGCCUACUAUUUUGAAAGGAAAGGUGUUGCUCAGUUAUCCUAUACCUUAAUAUGGAAGAUCUUCUUCAGUUCUUUAAUUGGGAUUACGAUAUGUUUAAAUUUGUACUAUCAUGCACUCAAGCAUACAUCGGCAACGUUUGCUGCUGCUUCAACUAAUCUGAUUCCUGCCAUUACCUUUAUUAUGGCUCUUAUGUUAAGGAUUGAGAGGAUGUAUAUAAAAGAAUUGCACGGUUGGGCUAAAUUGAUCGGAUCUAUCGUAUCUGUUUCUGGGGCUCUCGUGUUUGCGUUUGUGAAAGGACCAUCGUUGAUCUAUAUGACAUCGUACGCACAAGGGGGAGGGAGUAGCGUUAUUUCAACAACAAAUCAUGCUAGCUCAAAAGGGGAGUUUAUUAAAGGCCCUCUUACAAUUCUUUGCGCCAACAUUCUUUGGUCUUGUUGGGGCAUUAUUCAGGCACCUAUAAUGAAAGAUUACCCGGCAAAGUUAUCAUUGGUUACGCUUCAAUGUUUCUUUAGUUUAUUACAAUCAAUAGUUGCUGCCAUAGCCAUGGAAAGAAACAUAUCUUCAUGGAAGCUUGGAUGGGAUUUUAAUCUCCUUUCUAUGGCAUAUUGUGGAGUGAUUGUGACAGCACUGACAUAUUGGUUGCAACUAUGGUCGAUAGAGAAGAAAGGGCCGGUUUUCACUGCCAUGUUCACUCCUUUGGGACUCAUCAUCACUGCCGCCGUCUCCACCUUCUUGUGGAAGGAAACCUUGUACACUGGGAGUGUAUGUGGGGCUGUGUUACUAGCAGGAGGAUUGUACUGUGUGUUGUGGGGAAAGAGCAAAGAACUUGAUGCCAUAAUCAUUGAAAUAAAACCUGAAGAUGAGGGAACCACGUUGGAAUCCAUAAAAACACAAGAGUGAUCUGAUGAGCGAAUUGUGUCAAAUCCGGACAUACAUACAUACAUCAAAGUGUCGUCCAGAUUAUGUCAUGCACCCGAGCAUCAUAUAUACCGAACAUAUAUAAGUGUAUGCAGUGGUCGUCCAUAUACGCCACUUGCAUUUUUAGUGCGAAAAAAGAUAAAUGUGAUUAAUUUGUUAAACUUUAACAAACAACUAAAAAUUUAGUAGGAUACAUGACAGGUCAAAAGUUAAAUCAAUCGUCAUAGAAUCUAUGUAUCUGCGCCAAAUUUUUUAGACAUGUAUUUAAAUCUAUCGAAAUUAGUUACAUAUGUCAUUAGUCUUUUUAACAUAUAUUAUGUAAAAAAUAGAUUUCUAGUACUGGGGUGUAGGUUCAAUUAUGU